GGGCUUGUAUAUCCAUAGUCUACGUGACAUCUUCCCCAUAUAAUCUCCCUCUCUCUCACUCUCCCCACAUUCGGAGCAGCAGGCCAGCAGCCACUGCUAGUUUCUUACAUUUUCAUUAAAAUCAACACACAGUCAAGGCUCUAUCAACCCCUCUCUUCAAGAAAAUGUGGGAAUGGCAUGAUGACGAGUUCGUUCUCGAUGAAGUAACCAAUCUAGAUGUACCUCAGAGCCUAUGGAAUGAUUUAGUCCCGAAUGAGGAAAAUCUAUCCUGUGUGUUUGAUGAAAUAACUCCAGUAAAAGCCUGUGGAGAUGUGGAUUGCCCCAAUACAAACAAUGGGGAAAUGUCUGAGUCCAGGAAAGAAACUGCAGAUAAUACACAGGACAGGGAAAAGUGCAAGUCCAAUUCUUCACAUGUAAAGAGGCGCCGGAUGUUACAAUUUGACUCUGAGGCUAUACCUAUUCUUGACUGCAACGAAGACAUGCCCCCGGCAUUCUUAAAAGAAAAGGAUAGGGCAGACACUCUUGAAGAGGCUUUUUCCAAUAUGUCACAAUGGGUUUCUGGAGAAGAUACAUCAUCAUCAGGCUAUGAGGGCCUGGAUCAAUCAUCUGAAGUAUGGGUAGCUAAUUGCUUGACUAAUGCUGAGAUUCAACUUAGCUCUAAUGAUUUGAAUAGUUCUGGUGCGGCUGAAGUUCAAAAUGCUGGUUUGUCUGACAUCCAUCGUGAACAUGAGACUAGGAGAGCUCAGAAGUGUCGCCCUCGACCUCGUAAAAAUGUUGUUCUCAAAGGUAAAAAGUCAUACACACAGACUCCAGUUAAGGGGACAUCUUCUGUCGCCUACCCAUUUGGUUUUAUUAAACCAUGUGGUGUUCAUGGAGAUGUGACUCUGAGAGACAUAAACCAGCGGAUUUGCACUCCACCAAAGCCAAAGCCAAAAGAAGAAGACCCUGCUGCUAUUUAUCCAACUUCAGCGUUUUCUGGGAAGCCUGUUGUCGGUCAGACUAAAAUUCACACUGAAGGCGGAAAGGGCUGCAUAACAAUCAUGCGAACAAAGGGAUGAGUUGAUGUUCGCAUUGCCUGUGCCCUUUUUAGUCCUUUGGUCACAUCUCGUACAGAAUUUGCUUAUUAAUUUAAUCUUUAUAUAAUCAAGGUGUUGCUCUUGGGUUCAUAAUCUCAGUGAGUUAGAUAUGUGGUCAUUUUAGUGAUAUGUCCCUUUUGUUUCAAAGCUUGAACCUUUUGUCUUCUGUGCUGAACCUUGCCAGGGCAUAUCUCCUCUUUAAUUUUCGGGAUUAUAGUAUGAAAUGAAUUAACUGUUUAGAAAAA
Daucus carota subsp. sativus is the source of this 1321-nucleotide messenger RNA. RefSeq names its product protein XRI1. Lineage: Eukaryota; Viridiplantae; Streptophyta; Magnoliopsida; Apiales; Apiaceae. The coding region runs from base 165 to 1058 and encodes 297 amino acids. Gene Ontology annotation, biological process: female meiotic nuclear division; male meiotic nuclear division. The record is from RefSeq and is a predicted model, not a curated record. The transcript is spliced from 9 exons.